GUUUCAUUGAUUAGGGUGAUGAUUUUCUGAACCUAGAAUAGUUUACACAAUAAUGUCCAAAGUUCUGAACAUCAUCAAUCAAUUAGAAAUCGUAGCAUAUCUGUAGAUUUUUUCUACUGUCCGAAACUGCCUUAUGUCUGUCGAAAUUUUAGGCUUCGACCAUGUGUCCUUUUGGACCAGAAACGCUACUCAAGCAGCUUCGUACUUUAUAUGUCGCGCUGGAUUUUCACCAAUUGCUUAUUCUGGUUUAGAAACUGGUUCAAGGAAAUAUUGCUCAUAUGUUGUACAAAAUGGUGGUGUCAUUUUUGUGUUCACCAGUACGUUUGAUGCUCACGAAACCAACUUCCAUAACUUUGUUCAAAGUCACGGAGACGCUGUUAAAGAUGUAGCUUUCCGCGUUGCCGACUGCAAGAAAGCAUUUGAACAUUGUGUUAUUCAAGGUGCAAAAAUUAUCAAGGAACCCCAAAUACUACAGGAUGAGUAUGGUCUAGUGAUCACAGCAACCAUCGAAGCUCCUUUUGGAGGUAUAUGGCAUACUUUUGUAGAAAGACGUCAAUAUACUGGAAAGUUUUUACCAGGAUUCAAACAGCUUCACGAGGAUCCAUAUAUUCAAGCUCUUCCACAACCCAAUUUUGUAAGGAUUGACCAUUGCGUUUGUAAUCAGGGUGAAAAUGGUGUAGAGAAAGUCGUGUCGUGGUAUGAAAGUGUUCUGGGAUUUCAUCGUUUUUGGGCUGCAGAUGACAGAGUUAUUCACACUGAGUACACAGGAUUAAGUACAGUAGUUAUCGCGGACGCAAAUGAAGUUAUUAAAAUGCCGAUAACGCAGCCUUCGAAAGGAAAGGGUAAAAGCCAGGUACAGGAAUUCGUUGAGUACAGUGGUGGUCCAGGUAUUCAGCAUGUUGCACUAUUAAGUAAAGAUAUCAUCAGAGAUGUUUCUGCUUGGAGGAAGCGAGGUCUCACAUUUAUAGAAACGCCUACAAAUUAUUAUAAACAAACCAAAGAAAAAGUUGGUUCAAAAGUCAAAGUGGACUGGACGUUGCUUGAACGCCUUGGUAUACUUUUGGACUGGAAUGAAGAAGGAUAUUUGCUUCAAAUUUUAUCCAAUCCAGUCCAAGAUCGUCCGACCUUUUUUCUUGAAGCCAUAGAACGUCAUAAUCACGAAGGUUUUGGAGCUGGUAACUUUAGAAAUCUCUUCGAGGGUGUAGAGAAAGCACAAGCAAAUCGCGGAAAUUUAUGAUGUAGUUUAGAGUCACAAAUAUUCUGAAAUGUCAUCGGAAGAAGAAUAAACUAUUCUUCGCAUUGUUUUUUUCUGAAU
This is a messenger RNA of Galdieria sulphuraria, 1315 nucleotides long. RefSeq names its product 4-hydroxyphenylpyruvate dioxygenase. The transcript has 3 exons. The record is from RefSeq and is a predicted model, not a curated record. The coding region runs from base 134 to 1237 and encodes 367 amino acids. Gene Ontology annotation, biological process: L-tyrosine catabolic process. Gene Ontology annotation, molecular function: 4-hydroxyphenylpyruvate dioxygenase activity. Lineage: Eukaryota; Rhodophyta; Bangiophyceae; Galdieriales; Galdieriaceae.